AUGUCAUCUUUUCCUAAUAUCACUUCCUCUUCUCUCAUCUUUUACCUGACGGGAGUUCCAGGAUUAGAAUUUGCCCACGUAUGGAUCUCCGUGCCCUUCUGUUGUCUCUACAUUACUGCUCUCUCUGGGAAUGGUAUAAUCCUAUUUAUUAUCAUCACUGAAUCAAGUCUCCAUGAACCAAUGUACUAUUUCCUCUCCAUGCUUUCAACUACCGACCUGGGCUUGUGUAUUUCAACACUAGUUACUAUGCUAGGCAUAUUCUGGUUCAACGCAAGACAGAUCACUUUCCAUGCCUGUGUUACCCAGAUGUUCUUUAUGCAACUCUUUACUGUCAUGGAGUCCUCCGUGCUUCUGGCAAUGGCUUUUGAUCGUUUCAUUGCCAUUUGUAACCCAUUGAGAUAUGCUACCAUUUUGACUGAUUCCAUAAUCAUAAAAGUGUGGUUUGCCAUUCUUGUCAGGGGGACAGUUGUUCUGUUGCCUUUAGUCCUUCUUCUGAAGCGUCUAUCAUUUUGCCAAAGUCACGUGCUCCAUCAUUCUUACUGUUUUCAUCCUGAUAUAAUCCAGCUCUCUUGUACUGACAACAAGAUUAACAGUGUUUUAGGACUUACUGCCCUCAUAGUUACAGCAGGAGUGGACUCCAUUUUUAUUCUUCUCUCCUAUAUUCUGAUUAUAAAGACCAUACUAAGCAUUGCUUCUCCAGAGGAACGGCAUAAGGCCUUUAGUACUUGUAUCUCCCACAUAGGUGCUGUUGCUAUUUUCUACAUUCCUCUCAUUAGCCUGUGUUUUGUCCAUCGAUUUGGGAAAAGUGCACCUCCCUUUGUACACACUCUUAUGGCCAAUGCUUACCUGCUUAUUCCUCCAGUGAUGAAUCCCAUUAUUUAUAGUGUGAAAACCAAGCAGAUUCGUAAAGCCAUUAAAAAAGUCCUCUUAUCAAAAACUUCUGAGGUUUGA
Molecule: messenger RNA, 951 nt
Organism: Suncus etruscus (white-toothed pygmy shrew)
Lineage: Eukaryota; Metazoa; Chordata; Mammalia; Eulipotyphla; Soricidae
Product: olfactory receptor 51F2-like
Exons: 1
Coding region: 1-951 (316 amino acids)
Biological process (GO): G protein-coupled receptor signaling pathway
Cellular component (GO): membrane
Molecular function (GO): olfactory receptor activity; G protein-coupled receptor activity
Source: RefSeq, a predicted model, not a curated record